Messenger RNA from Diprion similis, 3024 nucleotides. RefSeq lists its product as uncharacterized. NCBI's taxonomy places the organism in Eukaryota, Metazoa, Arthropoda, Insecta, Hymenoptera, Diprionidae. The record is from RefSeq and is a predicted model, not a curated record. The transcript is spliced from 9 exons. Bases 1 to 3024 code for a protein of 1007 amino acids.
AUGGAAUCCGCGAUAUGUUUGAAAUUGAUCAACAUUAUGGAAUCUGCGUACAAAAUGUUGAACAAAUCAUCGCCAACGGAGAUUCAGAAAUGGAUUAAAUUUGGGACGCAAAAUAUCCGGCUUCUAAACAAAAUUCUGCCGAAGGCUUUAUCUAUAGGUGAGAAAACGAAAAUUAUCACAACGAUCGGACUCUUGAAGUCGCUGGCGGAAAAAUUCAAACGGCUUCGGAGAACGGGUGACGGUACGCGGAAACAAAGACGAAGCGAUCGCGUACACUGGGAGGAAUUGGAGUCUGCUUUCGAGGGAAGAAUACGAACAGGAUCCAUCACCAAUUUGAAGCAUAAAGACGUGGAGAGGUUUCUAGAAGACGCGAAGUUACUUGCUGUGACAAGACUGAUAAACGCUUUGCGGAAAACGGGGAGCCUAAAAGUAAACGUCAUCCUGGCUUGUAAAUUCGAAGUAAAAAAGGAUGAUCACACAGUAGAAGAGAACAAAUUCUUUAAUACGAAAAACGAAAUCAUCCUCCAGACAACGGAUAUUAAUGAAUGGUUCAUCGAAAAUGUAACAAACCGUUUGUUAACAAAGGCGGAAGAUUUCCAGGGAAAGGAUUCAGGCUGGUCGUUACUUGAAAUUAUCAAUCUUGCCGUCAACAUUAACAAGUAUACGCCACUUCGAGGUGGUCUAUAUACCUACACCCCGUUACCGAAGCACAUCAGAGAUAAAAAGGCUUCGGUCACCGCAGCUCUGUACCCAGCUAACAACAGAAAUCCCAACAUAACCAGCUCGUAUCCACAUUUCAGCUCAGUGCUACGGUAUGACAGUAUAAACUUUCUCACGUCUCUAGAUAAAAAUACUAUUUCGAAAUUUGAAAAACUCAACGGACUUUCCAUCAAUGUUUAUGGUGUAGACCAAGAUGGUGGGGAAAAAAAUGAAAUAGUACCGAUUCACUUGAGUCAGAAUAAGUCUGAUAAACCCCACCAUCCUCGUAUCUGGUUGUGUGGUAGAUGUCUGAUGCACUUCCAAUCUGAAAGAUGUAUGGCGAACCAUAGAGUUUAUUGCAUAAGUUUAAACGACACCAAAGUUGUUUUACCCGAGGAAGAGGAAGAGAUUCUGGAAUUCAAAAAUUUUAGGCACAAAGAAACCGUUCCGUUCUGUAUUUACGCGGAUCUAGAAUGCUUGUUGCAAGCUACUAACAUUCAAGUGUCAGAAAAUAGAACAAUUUACCAAAAUCAUAUUCCUUACAGUAUAGCAUUUUACCUGCAUUGCACCUUUAACGAUUCCAAUUCAAAGUUCAAAAUUAAUCGCGGGGAGACUUGCAUCGAAUGGUUUGUGAACGAGUUGGAGACAUUGGCACACUCGUUAGGAACGUAUUUCAGAACUAUUGUACCUAUAGAGUCGCUGAACUUCAAUCAAAUUGACGAAUUUAAUUUAUCAAAGGAAGGUACCGUGGUCCUGCGCAUCAAAGCUGGUACUAUUCAGCUUCUACCCGUGAACAAAGAAAAGUACAUUUCGUUCACAAAACAUUUAUUGACCAGGAAAGAUGUUUUUCCGUACGAGUACAUGGAUGGUUGGGAGAAGCUCGAGAACGUAAAGUUACCACCUAAAGAAAGAUGUUAUUCAAAAUUGAACAACCAAGAUAUUUCGGAUAACGAUGACGCACACGCGUGUAAAGUUUGGCAAGCUUUUAACCUAAAAACGAUGGGGGAAUAUUCAGACUUACAUUUGCAAACUGAUGUUUUUCUGUUGGCUGACGAUUUUGAAAACUUUCGACAAAAUUGUUAUGCAACAUACAACCUGGACCCGUUACAUUAUUCUACAGCGCCCGGUCUUUCGUUUGACGCAAUGUUAAAAUGUACCGGUAUCGAGCUCGAGCUUCUCACUGACAUAGAUAUGCUUAUGUUUAUAGAAAAAGGUAUUCGAGGCGGUGUGUCCCAAUGCUCUAACCGAUAUGCAAAGGCUAACAAUAGAUACAUGAGAGAUGCUUUCAAUACAGCGCUCGAAGAGUCUUAUCUCAUGUACUUCGACGUUAACAACUUGUACGGCGCGGCUAUGAGCUUUGCUCUACCAUGCAGUUCUCUCGAAUGGAUAUUAGAUUUCAGACAAUUCGAUGUUUUUGCCAUCACAGACGAAGCGGAGUUUAGCUACUUAUUACAGGUAGAUUUGGAAUAUCCCAAGGAACUGCAUGAAAUGCAUAAAGAUUUAUCACUGUGUCCGGAACGCUACAUACCUCCUAUCUUAGAAAGUAAGCAGCCGAAAUUGACGACCACGCUACUUUCCAAGCAAAACUACGUUGUUCAUUACCGCGUCUUGAAACAAUGCUUAGAAUUAAGUUUAAAACUAGCUAGAAUAUAUAGAGUUUCAAAGUUCAGACAAACACCGUGGCUCAAAAAGAAGUAUAGAGAUGUCAGGCUGAUCACGAAAUGGGAUGGAAAAUACGGUGCUAGAGCUACUAUAGCCAAACCAAAUUUCCACAGUUGUACAAUCUUUGAUAAAGAUAUGAUAAUAGUUGAAUUGCGUAGAACGACAGUCAAAGUCAACAAACCAUUUAUAUUGAAACGAAGUUUUGGGCAUCAGGCAAAAUUAAUGUACACUGACACGGAUAGUGUGAUAUAUCACAUUACCGUCCCCAACAUUUACGAAUGCAUCAAACAGGACUUGGAUAAAUUUGAUACCUCCGAUUAUCCACCUGACAACAUCUACGAAAUUCCGUUGGUUCACAAAAAAGUUCUGGGUCUGAUGAAAUAUGAGUGUAACAGAAAAAUAAUGGUGGAAUUUAUUGGCUUGAGAGCGAAGUUGUACUCAUUCAGAGUGAUGGGGGAGGAUAAGGAUGAAAAACGAGCCAAGGUCGAACGUCAGAGUCUAAUACAGAGUCAGAAGCAUCAGGUCUAUACCAAUGAACAGAAAAAAGUAGCACUGAGCUGGAACGACGAUAAGCGUAUCGUAUUUCGAAACACAACCGAUACUCUGCCGUGGGGCUACAAGACCUGCAGUCGAACUGAACAUCGGUAUGAAUUGUAUCUCUAA